AUGCUACAAGUCCUCUUACCGUCAACUUUAGCGACUCGACCAGACAGCAGCGAGAGUAAUACUAGAUCGGGGCUCCCCGUGCUUCAAUCCUGUGCCCAAGCCUCGAAUAUAUUUACCCUUCCGUCAUCUCUCAGCGGGAAAGAAGGGAUAUUUCCGAUUAACGUCAACCUCAAAAUGGCAUUGCCAAUCCUUAAAACCGGAACAAAAGUUCUGAAGGAUUCGGGGUUGGGAGUGGGGAGCUCAAGUUCAGCAGCGGCGAAGGGGAAACAGCCAGUAUCGAAACUAGUGAUUCCGGAUCCACGGAAAGAGAAAUUUUUGGUGGGGUUUCGAGGCUUCGAUGCUUCAGUUGGAUUGCCGGAUUCCCCUACAGAGAGUAUAUUGUCCGAGACCGAUGGAUUCCCAAUUACCCCCCCAUUAAAGGGAUUCAGAUCAGACAGCCUACCCUCAGGAGAAAUCCCAGGGUUACCCAGAUCAAUAUCCGAAUUACAACUUGGCCAAAUUUCUACAACAAACGACAGCUCUUAUGUAGCGGAUGGCUUUCGCCCAGGGGAGGCAACUGUUCGAAAUCCGCCAUCCUACGACGCUAUAUACGGUGCAUUGGGUCAUCAAAAUGCAGUUUCAAGUCCGAGUUUACCCUUGAGCUCAACAAACGAGGCGGGGCCGCUUCCUACCAAACAUCUACAUACUGUGCCCUCAGUAUCGCUAUUCAGAACAUCCUCCAUUCCAUCCUCGCCAUCGGCGACAGCAUUAACAGUCUCGAGUCCAACUUCUUCUACAUCUACAUCAACGCCUACAUCCACACCUUCAGGUCCCCUGAUAUACGCCCGGUUCCCAGAAACGGCGAAUCAAAACCCUCGCAGAAUUUCCCUUCCGACACGGGCACCUUCUACGCCAGGCCUUACACACCCCACUCGUGAGGUCAUGCGCCUCCAAACCCGGUCUCUCUUUUCUCAAUUCUAUAAAUCCUUCCAGUUUACUUGUAAUGAUACGGAAAAGUGUCUUAUGUACGGUUACUCGGACGCGGCGACUAUGAAGGUUCCAUGGAAUAUUCCAAUUGAGCGUGCACUCCGCCAGCUCUGGAAGCAGGUUGUGGAGUAUGAUACGGCAUGUGGGAAAGUGAAACCAGACGGGCAGGGGAAGAGAGAGCUAGCUACGUACCAUGCAGUAGCUAUGGGGUUGAUAUCAAGCGAUCUCCCUAGUGAGAGGUUGUGUACUAUUUGGGAUAGGAGUUUGUCGUUUGCUACACCAGCGAGGCGGGAAUGCGUUUCAGGGUGGCUAAGUUUCACUGAGUUUGUGGCUAUUGUUUGGAUGGUGGGGAUGGCUGCGACUGAUCCAUCAUUCCGAUAG
Molecule: messenger RNA, 1347 nt
Organism: Orbilia oligospora ATCC 24927
Lineage: Eukaryota; Fungi; Ascomycota; Orbiliomycetes; Orbiliales; Orbiliaceae
Exons: 1
Coding region: 1-1347 (448 amino acids)
Source: RefSeq, a predicted model, not a curated record